AUGGUGGGAAAGAUCAGAUCUCCGGUGAAGGUGAAGAAGCCUCUGAACGCCUUCAUGCUCUACAUGAAGGAGAUGAGACAGCAGGUGCUGCAGGAAGGACACGAGAAGGAGAGCUCCGCCAUUAACCGCAUCCUGGGACGCAGGUGGCACGCUCUGUCUCCCUCUGAACAGUCCAAGUAUUACGAGCUGGCCCAGAAGGAGCGGCAGCUCCACAUGCAGCUGUACCCUGGAUGGUCUGCCAGGGACAACUACGGGAAGAGGAAGAGGAGGCAGAGGCAGCAGCAGCUGACUGAAGGCUCACCUGGGACAGGAUUCAUGUGCAGCCACUUCUAGCUGAAGAAUCAAACUGUUUCUAAUUACUGUCAAUGAACUGAAAAUAUAAACACUGACUUAAUGCACUCACUGAACAUUUACACCCUGCUUCUGCUCAAGUCUUUCAGCUGCAGUGAGAUCAGAUACCAGCGUUCCUCUCAUGAUCAUCCUGUGCUUUCAGUCUAAGGAGUGUGAAGUCUGAUUCAUUUAAAUGUUUGGGUUUAUUUUAUCCUU
Molecule: messenger RNA, 546 nt
Organism: Cyprinodon variegatus (sheepshead minnow)
Lineage: Eukaryota; Metazoa; Chordata; Actinopteri; Cyprinodontiformes; Cyprinodontidae
Product: lymphoid enhancer-binding factor 1-like
Exons: 4
Coding region: 1-333 (110 amino acids)
Biological process (GO): canonical Wnt signaling pathway; regulation of transcription by RNA polymerase II
Cellular component (GO): beta-catenin-TCF complex
Molecular function (GO): RNA polymerase II cis-regulatory region sequence-specific DNA binding; DNA-binding transcription factor activity, RNA polymerase II-specific
Source: RefSeq, a predicted model, not a curated record